Messenger RNA from Strongylocentrotus purpuratus (purple sea urchin), 4039 nucleotides. Its product is annotated as caldesmon. The transcript has 3 exons. Bases 2192 to 3709 code for a protein of 505 amino acids. The record is from RefSeq and is a predicted model, not a curated record. Lineage: Eukaryota; Metazoa; Echinodermata; Echinoidea; Camarodonta; Strongylocentrotidae.
GUCCACUAGAUAGUAUAAACCGCUGUAGAAUGUAACUGAUAUAGUUGUUAGCAAAUACUUGCAAAAGCUGAUAAGGCGAAGUGGGCGUAGCACGGUAUAACAGGGGUUAGAUAGAGUCAGACGACACUGCAUAGCAACGGCCUAGCAACGGGGAAGCGAGGAGGUCACAGAUCGGGGACUCAAAAGCCCCACACUACGAUCGAUAUGUGGGACUGUGCCGUAUGAACUGCUGUGCGCGAAACUUUAGCAAAGUGAACGGCGUGUACUCUCCCCUACACUACUAAGGGUAUUCCACUUGUUAACGGGUUAUUUCGUGGAUUUAUUGCUAAAUUGGUGGAAAUUACUGGGACAAUUGUGUCAUAAAGUGCUACUUGUUCUCACUUCAGCCGUGAAUUACUUGGAUAUUUAUGUUGAAGCGAACUUUGUAACUAUUCAACUGCGGGCAUGAGUACACUUUUCGCUGCAUAUGUACUGUACAAUGUAGACAGAUGUAACACCACAUUGGCUUGAGAAACUAACACGCUCCGUCUGGGAAUAUUCAAGAAGAGGGGAGUACCUCAAGAGGAAGGGGACUUUCCCCGGACAGCCAGUUUCCGCGUAAGUAGGACACGCAUGUUACAAAGGUUACCGAAGGGUGAUUAAAUGAGGUUCAGGAACUUGACACUCUUACCGGCCAAUUAUUUUGUUAGAAGUGGAUUUUAUAAUGCCAACCCCAUCUUAGAGGAUAUAUUACCAGAGUGGCCUUAUUAUACCUUUCACGAUCUUUGGAUAAGCGUUUGUUCAAGAAGUGCACGCGAACCCAGUGACUCGACCCAAUAAAGGAUCAUUUAAAUUUUUUUUUGGACGGAUCUAAUUGAGCGAAUUAUAAGCACCGCAGCAUUUAUCAUCUCCAACGCACAUCCCUUCGUGGAAACCUAUAUACAAUUUGGACUAACAACAGGCCUAGAAACUCUCCAAGAACAUCGAUCGUGUUCAAAGAAAGGACUCUGAAUGAAUUGCUGAAAACCACUCGAGAUCUCGCCAAGAACAACAUCGUUAAUACUUCGCGCAAACAGUUAUCCCGUCGAAAUGAUGUUCUUUAUUAACUGUUCUGUAUGAAGAACUCUUGAGAAUCUUCCUAGAAGGUUAUAAAACGGCAAUUUAGGUUGGAAUGAUUUGGAGCCACAGAACUUUCAUUUGUGUUUCUUUGCGUGCGAGGAGUCAUUAGUCGGGACCUGAACGGAAGGAACUCAACGGAUUAAAGUUUUCAUGACCGUUCCAAGUCUGUUGUCAAGUUUAUAGUACAAUGAAGGUAAAUCUUGGAUCUUAAAAGUCACUAUUCCCGAGCUUCAGAAAGUCGUUCAUUCGUCAUCGAUUGGCAUGUGAUACGCUACAUGGCAUUUGACUAACAGUAAGGAUACGUCAUUUUCUGAACGCGGUCGAUCAUUAAUGUUCAAGGUCGAGCAUUGUGAAUCCGAAUGAGUUUUCAACCGCCGCAUCAAUAUUUGUAAACACCUAAACCAGAAAAUCUUUGUCCAAUUUCGCGCCCUAAAUUUAACAAUUGUCAGUGGUUUCGGUUUUUUUGAAAUACGAAGGAUAUGAAAUGCGAGUCAAGUGAGACUAAACUUUGGUCAUCCUCAAUUUUGAGGCCUUUUGAAUGUGUUAGACCACAGUUCACCCUUGUUUUUAUUUCGGAGAAAGUGCUAAGUGUUCUCGCUUUGAGGUGAGUUACAUCAACGUUUAACUAUGGAUUAGCAGAACAGCUUCAUAACAAACAGCGGUCGGAUUUUUCAAUUUGCAUUUCAUUUCGUUAGAGAUCCUUCGGCCUUUGUAAGCCCUUUUCAUCUAAUCAAAAUUCUUCUGUUGUGGUGGAAGGUGCCUUUAUACAGAAGACAAACAGACUUGUUAAACAGUAAUUGUAUUGCGACCACUUGUGACAGAUCGUCGUAACUAUUUGAUUAGGAAGCUUUGUUUGAUCAGUCACCAAACCCUCCAAGGAGACGCUGAUUUUUCGAUCGAAAAGAGAUAAUGAGCUUUAGUCGCAAUGUUGUCCAACUUUUCGACGCACUCGACAAUGAAUUUAGUGGCUCCUCCGAUUCUAGAUCUACAGCUGUAAACAAAAUGACGAGUUACUAGCCUCUACGCUGCCCGUAACAAAACAUUUCAUAGAUAAUUUUGAUUAGAAUAUUUCGUCUGGAAUUUGGAAGUGAACAUGGCGACUUCAACGAAUCAGAGACCUCGUAGCGUAAGCGCUCGGAUGGGGAGGGGGCUCCGAGCCAGUUGGAACACGACAAUGCCGCUCCGAACGGGACAGGUUCAUCCUUCGGAAUCGCGCGGAUACAUCGUCGAUUCGAACUUUAUGAUUCCUCGAGUGCGCGACCUCGAAUCUGAAUUCCAACGCGAGUUGGGAAAAUGCCUCUUCGAAAGGACGGUACAGUUUGCAGAGGAAGGUGCUAUAUCGGGAAGCAUUCCCACUCAAGUUAACGUUAAUAAUAACAACAAUAACUUAAAAUCGAGAUCUUCUAAUCGCUCAGUUUCUGUAGACGAUUUAAGUUCGUUCACCGGAGGCGGUACUGCGAAUCGGGAAUCGAUGCGAUUUUUCGAUAGUAGACGAUAUUUGAACGUGAAGCCGACACGUUGUACGUCUGCGCUUGUGCAACAAAAUGAACGUUUUGAUACGUACUUUGUAAGGGGCAGUCUGAACAAGUAUGCAGUAGCCCAUGCGAUGGGUCCCAUUUCGUCACCGCAUCCACCCAUUGAGAAGGAUGUUCAUCGAAUGCAGGUAGCGAAUAAAGACAGUCUUAGACCUUUCUCCGUCCGAGAGGCUUUCACGGACAAAGAGAAGGAAGAAGCACCUGAUGAGUAUUGGAAGCAGAAAGCGAUUGAGGAGAAGGAACGUUUGGAAGCGGAGGAGGAGGCGAGAAUUGAGGCGGAGGAGCGGGCGAGGGUAGAGGCCAUCGAGAGGGAGAAGCGAGAGCGGGAAGAAGAGAAGGCGAGGUUGAUAGUCGAGGAGCAAGCGAGGAAGGAAGCGGAAGAACUGUUAGCAUUCGCGCGGGCAGAGUCGGAAGCGAUCAAAGCACAACUCACCGAGGUCGAAAAGGCGCGCGAUGAGGCUCUCACCAAACUCGAAACGCUAUCAACGAUGUCGACGACUGGAAAAGGGAAAUCGAAGGGAAAAGGCAAAGGGAAAGGUAAAGGAAAGAAAGGGAAAGGAGGUGGGUCAGAUUCAAUGUCGGAAGUCAGCGGUUCAUCAAAGAAAAAGGCGGGAAAGAAGAUUCUGAAAAAUGGCGAGGCAGACGACAACUCGAGUACUACGGGAGGGAAGAAAGUUAGCUUCAAAGAGAAACUCACAAGCACAAAGACGAUCAGUCCAAGAGAACGAACAAAAUCUCCCAAACGUAGUUCGUCGGGCGGGGGAAAGAAGAAUAAUUUCCCGGGGAGCGCGCGGAGCAAGAGUGGCAGUGCGAAGGUCAAAGGUAAGAAGAAGAAGAAGAAGAAAUCGCCCGAGCCUCCAGCGGAGCCCCUUCCCGAACCCGAGCCGGUGAAGGAGGAGCCCCCACCCGUUGAAGACAUCACGGAGAAACUCCCGAAGAAGCCUAAACCAAUCAUCUUGGACGAACCUCCCAUGUUCUGCUUGGCCACCGAGUACAAAACACGGCAGCAGAUGGUUGAAGAGUGGCUCUACGUCCGUAGUUGUAGCGCAUGUCCAACAUCCAUGCCACUUGCGUGAGUCUUUAGCCUUUUGUCUUUAGUCUGUUGCUCACGAUGCGUCAUAUAAUUGUCUGACGUAGCACUGCGUCAGUGACUAGAGGGUCUUUGACGCAUCACGUGAUUGCAAAAUGAACAGUGCACAGAUUGCGUUUAAUUAUUGACGCAUGGGCUAACUGUCUUCACAGGUUUGAUUGGCGCAGAUAAUAACGCAGUGCAAAGGACGCCAUAGUAGUCGCUAUAGAACUCCAUUUACUUUAUGAAAAUUACCAUUGCCAGUAGAUCAAAAUGUGUGGUACAUGUUUAUGAUAUGUCUAUGAUAUGAGAUAUUAAUGAUUUGAUCAAAACUAAU